This is a messenger RNA of Ichthyophthirius multifiliis, 1398 nucleotides long. Its product is annotated as protein kinase domain protein. The transcript is spliced from 7 exons. Gene Ontology annotation, biological process: peptidyl-serine phosphorylation; protein autophosphorylation; intracellular signal transduction. Lineage: Eukaryota; Ciliophora; Oligohymenophorea; Hymenostomatida. The record is from RefSeq and is a predicted model, not a curated record. Gene Ontology annotation, cellular component: nucleus; cytoplasm. Gene Ontology annotation, molecular function: calcium/calmodulin-dependent protein kinase activity; ATP binding; calmodulin binding.
AUGGAUUAAGAUAUUCUUGUUAAAAAAUAGUGGUUUAUUAAAUCAAUGAAUGGAAAAAUUGAUGACUAUUAUGAUAUGAAAAAUAAAAAAUAAUUAGGCUCUGGAUAAUUUGGAAGUGUAAUAGAAGUAAACCAAAAGGGAUCAGAUUUAAGAAGAGCUGUAAAAAUAAUAAAAAAAAGUUCUAUUGAAAAUUAAUAAAUGUUUUAGAACGAAAUAAAUAUAAUGAGAGAACUUGAUCAUCCAAACAUAAUAAGAUUAUAUGAAAUAUAUGAAGAUUAAAGAAAAAUAUAUUUAGUUAUGGAAUUAUGUUAAGGAGGUGAGUUGUUCGAUUUAAUUACUACUCGCUAGAAGUUUACUGAAUAAGAAGCUCGUAUAAUUUUUAAAUAAGUUGCUUUAGCAUUAUCAUAUUGCCAUUCUCAUGGGAUAUGUCAUAGAGAUUUAAAACCUGAAAAUCUGCUUUUAUAUAUAAAAGAUGAUAUUACAUCUAUAAAGGUAGCAGAUUUUGGUCUUUCUUGUAUAUUUAAAAGUAAAAAUUAACAAGAGAAAAAAUAACUUUAAGGUAGAGCUGGUAGCGCUUAUUAUAUGUCUCCUGAAGUUUUAAGUGGAUAAUAUAAUGAAUUAUGCGAUUCGUGGUCUUUAGGAGUUAUUUUAUAUAUUCUUUUAUCUGGUAUACCACCUUUUUAUGGAAAUACAGAUUAGAAAAUAUUUGAAAGAAUAUAAAAAAAAUAAUAUUCAUUUUAAUUUAAAUAAUUCGAUAAUGUAAGUAAAGAAGUUAUAGAUCUAAUAAAUUAAUGUUUUUAAGAUUAAAAUUAAAGGCCUUCAGUUAAAUAAAUACUAGAUCAUUCCUGGAUUAAUAAAGAUUUAGAAAACUUAAAAGAUUUUAAUUUAAAUUAAUUCAAGAUAUUUGCUGGAACUACCAAAUUGAAAAAAAUCGCACUUAAUUUCAUUGCUAGUAGACUUUCUGAAUCUGAAAUUAAAGAUUUGGGUAAUUUAUUUAAAUAGUUGGACAAAAAUAAUGAUGGUGUUUUGAGUGUUAGUGAAAUUUCAAAUGCUAUAAAAAUUUUUUCUGGUAAAUAAGAAUAGAUUACUGACUUAUUAAAGUAAAUUGAUACAGAUUAAAAUGGAACUAUUGAAUAUACAGAAUUUGUUGCUGCCUCAAUACAAAGAUAACUUUUUUUGAAAUAAGAAAAAUUGUAUUAUGCUUUUUAAGCUUUAGAUAUUGAUGGAAGUGGUUCUAUUUCUAAAUAAGAAUUAUAAAAAAUACUAAAUGAAGAGGGAAAUUCUUUAAAUUAUACAGAAGAUUAUUGGACAUAACUUAUUGAUGGAGCAGAUAAGGAUAAAAAUGGAGAAAUUGAUUAUAAUGAAUUUGUUGAAAUGAUGGGCGAAAUAUAUAUUUGA